CUGACGAGCUUUUCUUUCUGAUGUUUUCUUCACGGUCUUCAUUUAUUGAUGAGCCUGCAUGUUAAUCUCUUAUAAUCUGCUUUUAUUUAAACGUCUCUGCUCUUGGAGGUUCGUGAUGAGCUUUUUGUGAUAUUUCCGAGAAAACGGGAUAAUUUUCUGGGUUUCAGGUGUAAAAAGACCGUGUUUUCCUCAGAGUGGGGAUGCAGGCUCAUCCCUCCCCCUACCAGAGGACAAAGACUAAAAUGGGUCAGACUCCGGAGAGGAAGCAGCACAUCUUGCGCACCAGCCAUCAUGUAAUGUAGUUGAUGAUCCAGAGACAGAAGCUGCAGCUGACCGGCUCCCCCGCCGCGUGACGGCCGACUCGUCGCCGCUUUUAGCCGCUGGAUGUUCCGCUGCCGCCGAAGCGGAGACGUUAUUGUUCUGCGGGUUUAUUCUGAGUAGGCUUUUAUUUUUAUUUCAACAUGUCCUCUCGGAAUGGGUGAAGCCUUGGACUGAAGCGGGUUUUAACGCAGCUGCUGGAGCCUCUAGUUUCCAGGCAAACGCCGACUCAUCUGACCGACCGACGGAGGACGAUGGCAGCGCCGAGUUGUCCACGGUGAACGUAGAGGAGACGGACUAAAGUCCUUGUUUGUGGACUGUGGACUCAAAAAGCUGCAGAAGGACCAUUCACACAAGCUGCCCGAACAUCUGUGUAGAUCUUCGCUCCGAGGCCUUUCCGAUUCACCUGGAUCUGCUGCAGCCAUGACUCCUCCAGCCUUCUUCCCACCUUCACCGAAGCUCGGCCUGCUCAUCUCCACUGCACUCAUGAUGAUGAUGUCACUUCCUGCAUCAGCUCUCGAACCAGAGACGUGUUUCUCCAGACAGCAUCAGGGGGUAACCGUCAACGUCAGAGUAGCCAUGAGCAUAGCCACGACGGCCACGGACACCCGGGCGGUCCGAUCCGAGAGAGACUGCGUCCUCGCCUGCUGCUCAGAGGAAGUCAGAUCAGGUGCCAGAUGCAACAUGGCCGUGUUCAACUCCAUCAAAGCGCCUGGUGAUGAUAACUGCAUCCUGUUCCACUGUCAGAGCGAGCAGGACUGUCCUCUAAUGAAGGCUCAGGACGGCAUCAACACCUACGACAUCUACAAAGGUUUAAGUCAUCCUCCCAUCCUGAGACCUGUCAGCACCACCACCACGCCAACAACACCACCACCACCCACCACCACAUCAACUACAACAACUGUAACUCCAACCACCACACAGGCCCCGCCCACCACAGAACCUCCUCCCAUUAUCAUCAUUGCCACGAUGCCUGUGGCUACUGCUCCACCCACCACUGCUGUCAUAACAACAACAACAACAACUACACCGUCUCCCACCAUCACCUCAAGAAAACCAAACAAAACCAGCAAAAAGCAAAACAAAACCACCAAGAAAGGAAAAUCUCAUCCCGUCAGCACCGUCACCACCACCCAGCCCCCUCUGAGCUCUACCACAUUACUUCCUGUUGCAAAAGCGAGCAAAGAUGCGGAGCUUAGAACUACAGUAACACCUCAAACUAUAACCACCACAACUACAACCACUCCCAGAACCACUCCCACCUGCCUUUCUACUACUACACCUACUACCACCACUAUCACACCCACCACCACUACCAGCACCACCACAACAGAGCCAACCACCACCAGGAAGACUUCUGCAACAAGUCUCAUCAUUGUACCCAAAGACGCUUUCCAGUCAGACCACGUCCGCCAACCUCACCCCACCCUCCAAUCAGACCACAUCCCCCAACCUCACCCCACCCUCCAGUUAGACCACGUCCCCCAACCUGACCCCACCUUCCAGUCAGACCGCGUCUCCCGACCCGACCCCGCCCUCCAGUCAGACCACGUCUCCCGACCUGACCCCACCCUCCAAUCAGACGACGUCCCCCGACCUCACUCCACCCUCCAAUCAGACCACGUCUCCCGACCUGACCCCGCCCUCCAGUCGGACCACGUCCCUCGACCUGACCCCGCCCUCCAAUCGGACCAAGUCUCCCGACCUGACCCCGCCCUCCAAUCGGACCAUGCCACUCAACUUGACCACGCCUCCAAGAGUCCAAGCUCCAGCCGGGGGAAGGCGGUGGCAGCCCAGGGGGCAUUGAAGAGUGGCGUGGUGGCGUUCAUGGUGCUGGGACUUGCUGUGCUCACUUUGGCCCUGGCUAUCGGCGGACGGAAGGCGAUGGAGUCUUUUGACCGACGCCAUUACACGAGACUGGAGCUGAACGACCUUCAUUACGAGGUGUGAGGACAUGGAAUUGGGCUGGCAUGGUUCAGGAUGUUCAUCACAUUAAAUAAUUAGUUUAGCAGUAUUUUCUCUUUGUUAUAAUCCUGGACUGUGAUUGGUCAGGGGGAAGAAGUUACUUCAUUAGACAGUAAAUGUGAUGUUAAAAGAAUGAAAUAUUAAUAUUAUGUUGAUAAUAUGCUCAUCGUCGUCUUAAUUUAAACCAUAUAUAAAA
Messenger RNA from Melanotaenia boesemani (Boeseman's rainbowfish), 2479 nucleotides. It is a transcript of the gene mansc1, whose product is annotated as MANSC domain containing 1. The coding region runs from base 742 to 2268 and encodes 508 amino acids. The transcript is spliced from 5 exons. Lineage: Eukaryota; Metazoa; Chordata; Actinopteri; Atheriniformes; Melanotaeniidae. The record is from RefSeq and is a predicted model, not a curated record.